AUGGCCAUCCCCAGAAACUCUCUAGGAGCUUUUCUCAGACAAGCAAAAUCCAGCUUGAAAAAAGCCAUCGACCAGAAAGAGAAGGUCACUUUGGUAAUUGGCAAUGAAUCUGCAGAUCUUGACUCUAUCACGAGUUCAAUCGUAUAUGCAUAUCUCAAGUCCAUCACACACUCGACAAAGUCUCCUGCUACCUUACAUAUCCCUCUCUUGAACAUUCCCGAAGUGGAUAUAAAUCUGAGACCUGAACUUUUGGCUUUGCUACCACAUGCAAACAUCCACCAAGACCAUCUCAUCACUUUGGACGACCUUCCCAAUCUCGGCACUAUAAAAGAAACCUUGGUGCCAGAAUCAACAAGAUGGAUCUUAGUCGACCACAACUCUUUACAAGGAACCCUCGGCUCUAUCUAUGCAGAUCGCGUAGUAGGUGUAAUCGACCACCACGCCGACGAGCAAAAAGUCCCAACCGAUACUGGAGAUGAACCUCGCAUCAUCACAACUGCUGGAAGCUGCACAAGUCUGAUUAUAAACCAUUGCCGCGAAGCUUGGGAUAGUUUGGCCUCAGGAACAUCUUCUACAGGAGCUGCUCAUGCACAGGGCGAUACGCUUAUGGAAGAUGAAGCCGUGACGUCUCUCUGGGAUGCACAGGUAGCGCAACUAGCUCUUGCUUCCGUGGUCAUCGACACUAUGAAUCUUGAAGACGAACACAAGACCACUCAGCAUGACAUCGACGCUGUAAAAUACCUCGAAGCCAAGAUCAACCAAUGUCCAAAGAUUGGAGCUCAAUUCGAUAGAAGUGAAUUCUUCAAAGAGAUCAACGAGGCCAAGAAGGAUCUCAAUUCUCUUACUGUUGAGGAGAUCUUGAGAAAAGAUUACAAACAAUGGACAGAAAAUGGAUUGAAUCUUGGUACCAGCGCAGUGGUGCAACCCAUCUCUUUCCUCAAAAACAAAAUCAACGAUGACAAAAACGACAACUCGUACCUGCCUCUCCUGCAUACGGCCAAACAGUUUGCGCAAGAGAGAGAUUUGUGCAUCUUCUCCAUCAUGACAGCCUACGAAGCAGAAGAUGGAAACUUUGCUAGAGAAGUCGCUGUGCUAGCAGUGGACGAGAGAGGCUUUGCUGCAUGCAAAAAGUUUGCAGACUCGUCGAGUCAAAAGCUUCAAUUAUAUGAGGAAGAUGCUGAUGAGAGUGGUGAACACUGGUUCCACAUCUGGAAGCAAGGAAAUCUUUCUGCUAGUAGGAAGCAGGUUGCUCCGUUGCUUAGGGAAGCCAUGUCAGGAUGA
This is a messenger RNA of Aureobasidium melanogenum CBS 110374, 1281 nucleotides long. RefSeq names its product DHH phosphoesterase. Lineage: Eukaryota; Fungi; Ascomycota; Dothideomycetes; Dothideales; Saccotheciaceae. Bases 1 to 1281 code for a protein of 426 amino acids. Gene Ontology annotation, molecular function: exopolyphosphatase activity. The transcript is spliced from 2 exons. Gene Ontology annotation, cellular component: cytoplasm. The record is from RefSeq and is a predicted model, not a curated record.